UUUGGGAACUUCUAUAAAUAGAGGUACAAAAUCAAUUUGGGCUUCAAACAAUUCCUAGCUUUUACAUCAAGCAAAUUCAGCAAAAACUCUCUCUCUCUCUCUCAACUAUAUUUUGCAAAGUUUUAGUGAUCAUUUUAUGGGUAUGAUGAUUCGUUUGCCUUCUUCUAUGGUACAUGGAGUGAAGCACAUUCUGAAGCUGCAGCCUAAAUCUCACGAGGUUCCAAAAGGGCAUGUUGCAGUAUAUGUAGGAGAAAUGGGAAAGAAGAGGUAUGUGGUUCCAGUUUCUUACUUGAACCACCCUUCUUUCAAAGUGUUGCUUAAGAGAGCAGAAGAAGAGUUUGGCUUCAACCAUCCAAUGGGUGGUCUUACAAUUCCAUGCAAAGAAGAGACCUUCAUUAGCCUCACUUCUCAGUUGGGUGCCAGACAAAGACGAUGAUGAUUGGAUCAUAGAGAAAUCUUCCACAAUUUUGAAUUUUUUUUUCCUUUUUGGGUUUUGUUUUGGUAGGCUUAGGAAUGAUGGGGAACCAAACCCAUCUGAGAUUUUGUACAUGUAAAUGAGUAGGGCACUAGG
Prunus dulcis (almond) is the source of this 571-nucleotide messenger RNA. RefSeq names its product auxin-responsive protein SAUR21-like. Gene Ontology annotation, biological process: response to auxin. The record is from RefSeq and is a predicted model, not a curated record. NCBI's taxonomy places the organism in Eukaryota, Viridiplantae, Streptophyta, Magnoliopsida, Rosales, Rosaceae. Bases 137 to 436 code for a protein of 99 amino acids. The transcript has a single exon.